GUUUUGAAUAAAGUUAGCGGAAAAUAAAGAAAACCAAAAUCCUUCAUUUCUUCGAUACAAACUAAGCUCCCUUCAUCACUUCCCACCUCCCUCUUUAAUUCCGCCUCCUUAGUCUUUCCCUUUCCGCCAAAGUUAGUGGCGAUUUCUCCAACAUCAUUAGCCAGAAGGCGACACACUCAACCUCUUUGUCCCUCUCUUAGUCACCUUUAAACCCGAAAGAAAUUUCUUUUCCUCAGCAGAGCUCUCUCUGAAAAUCUCUAUCUAGAAUUUCUUUCUACAAUGGCUCAAGUGGUGGCUACCAGAUCGAUUCAAGGUUCAUUGUUGUGCCCUAGCACUGGAUCCAUACAAGAGAGAGUUGAUAAGCUGAAGCCUUCAAGUUUUGCUUCGAAAGUACUGGCACGCGAGGACAACAAGAAGGAGAAGAACGGCCUCAAAAUUGCUCGUAGAACCACGCAAAUCGUGGCGGUUAGUAGAUCUGCUCGUGUUGAGACUGAAGUUAUUCCCGUGUCGCCUGAGGAUGUACCACAGAGAGAGGAGCAAGUUCUGCAUUUACAGCAAUUAGGCGACACAUCAGCGGGUAUGUGGUCCAAGCCCACAGUUAGACGAAAGACAAAGAUUGUUUGCACCAUUGGUCCUUCAACCAACACAAAGGAGAUGAUAUGGAAGCUGGCUGAGGCUGGGAUGAACGUUGCUCGAAUGAAUAUGUCUCAUGGAGACCAUGCAUCUCAUAAGAAAGUUAUUGACUUGGUUAAGGAAUAUAAUGCACAGUCUAAAGACAAUGUUAUUGCAAUCAUGCUUGACACUAAGGGUCCUGAAGUUAGGAGUGGUGACUUGCCUCAACCAAUCACCUUAACACCUGGACAGGAAUUUACCUUUACAAUUCGUAGAGGGGUCGGCACUGUUGAUUGCGUCAGUGUUAACUAUGAUGAUUUUGUUAAUGAUGUAGAAGUUGGUGACAUGCUUCUUGUUGAUGGUGGUAUGAUGUCAUUCUUAGUGAAGUCCAAGACAGAAGACUCGGUGAAAUGUGAAGUUGUUGAUGGAGGAGAACUUAAGUCCAGGCGUCAUUUAAAUGUUAGAGGAAAAAGUGCAACACUACCUUCCAUCACUGACAAGGAUUGGGAUGACAUAAAAUUUGGAGUGGAGAAUAAAGUUGACUUCUAUGCUGUCUCCUUUGUUAAAGAUGCACAAGUAGUUCACGAAUUAAAGGAUUAUCUGCGAAGCUGUGGUGCGGAUAUACACGUGAUUGUAAAAAUUGAAAGUGCUGAUUCUAUCCCAAAUUUGCAUUCUAUAAUUACAGCAUCUGAUGGGGCAAUGGUAGCAAGAGGAGACCUUGGUGCUGAGCUCCCUAUUGAGGAGGUUCCGCUUCUGCAGGAAGAAAUAAUCAGAUUGUGUCGGAGCAUGGGGAAAGCUGUUAUUGUGGCAACAAAUAUGUUGGAAAGCAUGAUUGUUCAUCCAACUCCAACUAGAGCAGAGGUAUCUGACAUUGCCAUUGCUGUCCGUGAGGGUGCUGAUUCUGUCAUGCUUUCUGGAGAAACUGCUCAUGGAAAAUUCCCAUUGAAAGCCGUGAAAGUCAUGCACACAGUUGCAUUACGAACUGAAGCAACCAUUCCUGGUGGUUCAAUGCCACCAAAUCUUGGUCAAGCCUUCAAGAACCACAUGAGUGAAAUGUUUGCAUAUCAUGCAACAAUGAUGUCAAACACUCUUGGAACGUCGAUUGUUGUCUUCACCAGGACUGGCUUCAUGGCUAUUUUGCUGAGUCAUUAUCGACCUACUGGCACUAUUUUUGCCUUCACAAAUGAGAAGGAAAUACAACAGAGACUUGCUUUAUACCAAGGAGUUUGCCCCAUAUACAUGGAGUUUUCAGACGAUGCUGAACAAACCUUUGCAAAUGCUUUGUCAGUGCUCAAGAAUCAAGGAAUGGUGAAGGAAGGAGAGGAAGUUGCACUUCUUCAGAGUGGCAGACAGCCAAUCUGGAGGUUUCAAUCUACUCACAAUAUUCAGGUCCGGAAAGUAUAGACACAAAGAAGUAUAAUGAACUUCUUAGGGCCCUCGGAUAAGGAUAAUUUAUGGAGUUUUAACGUGUCCCUACGCAUUUGCCUUUCGCUGUUGGAUUUUGCCUUCCUUUUGAUUCCUAGGUUUCAACUGGAUAAUUUUUAAAUGAUUUAUUUUAUUCUGCCUUUUCUUCUACCCUGAUUUUUCAGUCAAGUGUUGUAUGAUCCUUUAGAACAAAAGCAGUUGAAUGAAAAUUUUUCCCAAGAGA
Messenger RNA from Jatropha curcas, 2260 nucleotides. It is a transcript of the gene PKP-BETA1, whose product is annotated as plastidic pyruvate kinase beta subunit 1. Gene Ontology annotation, biological process: glycolytic process. NCBI's taxonomy places the organism in Eukaryota, Viridiplantae, Streptophyta, Magnoliopsida, Malpighiales, Euphorbiaceae. Gene Ontology annotation, molecular function: potassium ion binding; pyruvate kinase activity; magnesium ion binding. The record is from RefSeq and is a predicted model, not a curated record.